GUGAAUAUUAAAAAAGUUAUUUAUCAACAAAACUAAUAAGAAAAGUGUGUGCCAAACAAACAGCCAACAUAACAUAGUAGCAGCAAAACAAAAGGCCAGCCAGCAGUGAAUUCUAUUCCUUGGCUUUAUAUUUGGCACACAAUGAGCCAAAGUUUUGAUAGUUUAAUGCAUGGCGCGGCGGGCUCUAGAGGCUACGCGGAGCGUCAGUCAUCUGAGGAAGUGCCGGAGUCAACAACAACGACAGCAACAACAACAGCCGGCGAGGAUGGAGCUGGUGCAACGUUGCAGGACGAUGAUUUUGCUGAGGAUAACAAUUUCGAAUCGAAUUUGCGAAGACGCAAAGGCAAAAUAAUAUCCUGUGCCAAGGAGACUAUCGAAAAUGCUUCCCGCCAACUACGCCGCAAAGUGCCAUACGCCGGCCAUUUGAUGACGCCGCGUCGCCUGUGGCUCAACAAAAUUCCCACACAAUGCGAUGUGGUCAUUGAGUUUCCCGAGGAUGCGCCAGAUGAGGCGUUGCGUUGGCUACUCGCACGCAUACGCUCCCCCCCGCCAGCGGGCUUGGGCCUGCUGGUGCAGGUGAAAGCGCAUGAAAGCUCCAGACGUAAUGCUUUCUACGUAAGCGCGCCGGUGAAUAUUCUGUUCAGAGCCGCAGAGGAAGCGCGUUUACCAAAGCGUUUGCGGCCGGAUUUGGGCGGCGCCUUGCGUGAGUUUACGACACGUGAGAGCCACUGCUUCCAGCAGCUGCGUGGCGAUGUGGGCAGCACUGCAUUGUUUACCUCACAAGAACGCCAGUGGCUGGUGCUGCAAGUGUUGCAAGGACUGCGCGCCGGUUGCAGCGACAUAGAAGCGCUGCAGGGACGUGCUGCAGUUGCCGAGGGCCAAAGCAUAGUGGCCGCUUGGCAGGAAUCGGGGCUGAUCACGCAAGUGUUUCCGCUGCAUGAGACAAGCUCGUUAACGCAGCUGCAAACGCAUUGGGUGAAGCAGAUCUUCGCACCACAGCCUUUGGACGAUAUAGCCGCCUACUUUGGCGUCAAGGUAGCCUUGUACUUUGCCUGGCUGGGACACUAUACCUGCGCUUUGGGCGUGCCCGCUGUGUUUGGCACUAUACUUUACUUUAUACUCUGGGGCAAAGGUCAAACGGCACAAGACAUGGGUCAUGUGCUUUUCUCGCUAUUUAAUGUGGCCUGGGCAUCGCUUUAUUUGGAAGCGUGGAAGCGAUACUCGGUGGAGUUGGCCUUUCGCUGGGGCACCUUAUCCACGCCGCCCGAGCUGCUGGAGCCACCCAGGCCACUUUAUAAAGGCCCACUGGAGGAGAAUAAUGUGACGGGUCGCUUGGAGCCACGAGAGGCGCCUGCUUGGCAGCGUCGUGCCUUUCGAUAUUUGGUCAGCUUUCCUGUGAUUGGUCUUUGCCUGUUCAUGGUAUUUGUUGUGAUGUUUCUCAUGCUACGAUUUCAGGAUUGGCUGGAUCACCAUAAAAUACCCGAUAAAGGAAUUGCUCAAUGCAUGUAUAAUUUGCACAAGGACUGGUGGGACUCCAAGUUGCCGGAGGAUAGCGUGCUCUGUUGCCUGAGCGUAAUACCCAAGGUGCUAUUGGCUGGCGCCAUUACGCUUAUGGACGAGGCCUAUUUUAAGCUGGCCGUAUGGCUAAAUGAUCGCGAAAACUAUCGGUUGCAGUCCAAGUAUGAGAAUCAUUUGAUUGCCAAGGUAGCGCUAUUUCAAUUUGUCAACUCCUUCUUGUCGCUGUUCUACAUAGCAUUUUAUCUGCGUGACGAGGAUAAGCUCAAGGAGCAACUGGCUGGUCUGCUAAUCUCACGUCAAAUCAUUGGGAAUUUACGGGAAUCAGCCAUACCUUAUGUCUUGGAGCAAUGGAAGCUGGCCAAGCUGAGCUUUAAUAUGUGGGGUGCUCUCAGUCCCACCCAGAAUGCCAAUCGCAGUCUGGCAGAGGAGUUGGCCAUGGCUGAGGAGAAGCUGAAGGCAGAUGCUGCUGCCGGCGCAACACAACAGAAGCAGCCACAGCAACCGCAGUCUACAACUAAACGAAACAUUGGACAGGCGGAGAUUGAGAGCUCUUUGUAUAAGUACGAUGGCACCUUCUCGGAUCAUUUGGAAAUGCUUGUGCAAAUGGGCUACGUGGUGCUUUUCUCAGCGGCCUUUCCCUUGGCGGGCAUCUGUGCGCUGAUCAACAAUCUGAUGGAAAUACGUUCAGAUGCGUUUAAGCUGGCCCACGUGCAUCAGCGUCCGUUUGGUCAGCGUGUAGCCAACAUUGGGACCUGGCAGAAUGCCUUGAGCAUUCUAUCGCUGGCGGCAGUGAUUGUCAAUUGCGCACUCAUUGGUCUGUCUGGACAAGUGUCGCGUCUUUGGCCUGGCCUGACCACUGCACAGACUAUUAUACUGAUUGUUACCUUGGAGCAUAUAAUGCUGGGACUGCGUCAGGCACUGACCUGGCUCUUGCCAGAACUACCUUCUUGGCUGGCGGCGGAGAUAGCGCGUGCCGAGCAUUGUCGACGCGAAAUGCAAUGCAAGGGAACAUCACCGCGUCCAACACCACCGACGCCACCUUCGACGACAUCCACACAGCCAGAGCAGGAAGGCACCGGCACAAAUACCACACAUGAUCAGAGCAUGGAGAGUCAGCUGGCUGAGGAUAUGCUGCUCUAUGGGCAUGAAGGCUUUGCGCGCAGCAUUGAGCGCAGACGGUAUGAUCCUAUUUGAGAUCGUAGACUCACUCACCAGUUUCCACCAUUUCAGACCAGCACCAUACUCAUACGACCUUUGCAUGAGUCGACGCCGCCACAUGGUGGCGCCUCGCUUAGCAGCUUGCAACAGGAUGGCAACGGCGCUUGUAAAUGUUGUAGACCACAAACGAAAAUGUUUAUACCGGAAAUUCCGCCAUUUUUUGGAUACUCGGUGCGCAAUUUGAGUGCGCUGCCAACGCAAAGUCAAAAGCUACAACAAAAACUGUUGAGCGGCGCUUCAGCCAGCACAUUCGUUCUCAACUCCGCCAGCUACGCUGCACAACUUCAAUCGAUGCAUAUACCCGAAAUACCGCCAUUCCGCAAGAAAUCCAGUGACUCUGCCGAUCACACUGGCAGCAGCACUAGCAGCAGUCCCCAACGCGCCUCCAUGCGUCAGUUGCCGUUACAACCAACAAGCUUGCAACAACAACAGCAGCAGCAACAACAACAACAGGCGGGCAAGAUACCAGAGAUUCCGCCAUUCAGGACGCGUAAAAUCUCCGUCGAGAGUGCUACGCAUGUGCCCUUGAGCGAACUAACCAGCAAUGCGGAUAACACGGACGUUUUGAAGCCAGCGCCGUCUUGGUGCAAUGUGGCCUUGAAGUCUGGCACAGCGGGCAGCAUGACGGUCACGACGCCUGCCUCACAGCAUCUGCAGCAGCAUAUUGUUGCCUCUUCAUCUUCUUCUUCGGGGGGAGGCGGCAGUGUAUUCAGUCCCAGUGGCGCUGGCCCGGCAGCUAGCAGCAGCAUAAGCAAUUCACAGUCACGGCCCAGCGUGGGUGCACUAUCUAAUUCGUCAUCCAGCUCUGAGAAGAAGCAGCAACAGAAACAAGCCAAGGAGCUGGCCAAGGAGGAAGCCAAAGAGCGUGAACGGGAGCGAGAAAGAGAGAAGGAAAAGGAAAAGGAACAGGCAUCCACUUCCGCUGGAAAUACAGAUGAUGAAACAAAGGCUGCCGAAUUGGCCGCCAAGAAGUCACGACUCAAACAGAAGCUGGUCAAGAGCGCUCGCUCUGUGGCCAUUUUCUCACUCAAGCUCAAAGAGCGUCGACAGCGAGAGGCUGAGAAGGCAGCCACCAUUGCUGUAGAGCAUGCCAAGGCCCUUGCCAAGCUGCCCAUGCCUCAACCCGUCGGCGGAGAGCUGAGCUUAAUACCCAUCGAGCAGUUAAUACAAAUUGAGGACCUGCAGCCCAUGAUUAAGCCUCAAUCAGCAGCGGGCACAUCAUCAACGCAAUCGAGCUCCUCGACGCAUCAUUACCAGCAUCAAUCGCAUUCACAAUCGGAAAAUUAAAAGUCUCGCUCCUUACGCACACUUUGUAAAUAAUUUUCUAUGCACACUACU
Molecule: messenger RNA, 4074 nt
Organism: Drosophila busckii
Lineage: Eukaryota; Metazoa; Arthropoda; Insecta; Diptera; Drosophilidae
Gene: wwk
Product: anoctamin-8
Biological process (GO): chloride transmembrane transport
Cellular component (GO): plasma membrane
Molecular function (GO): chloride channel activity
Source: RefSeq, a predicted model, not a curated record